Molecule: messenger RNA, 673 nt
Organism: Lethenteron reissneri (Far Eastern brook lamprey)
Lineage: Eukaryota; Metazoa; Chordata; Hyperoartia; Petromyzontiformes; Petromyzontidae
Product: DNA polymerase alpha catalytic subunit-like
Biological process (GO): leading strand elongation; lagging strand elongation; mitotic DNA replication initiation
Cellular component (GO): alpha DNA polymerase:primase complex
Molecular function (GO): chromatin binding; DNA-directed DNA polymerase activity; DNA replication origin binding
Source: RefSeq, a predicted model, not a curated record
CGACAUCAUCGGCUUCGACCUGGAGGUGCUGCUGCAGAGGAUCGCGGCGUUGAAGGUGCCGCACUGGAGCAAGCUGAGCCGCCUGCGUCGCUCAGCGAUGCCUCGCCUCGGGGGCCGGCGCGUGGUGGAGCGCCUGGCGACUUGCGGGCGCGUGGUGUGCGACGUGAAGACGUCGGCCCGUGAGCUCGUGCGCUGCAGGAGCUACGACCUCGACGAGUUGGUCGCCUCGCUGCUCAGGACCAAGCGGGAGACGUUCUCCGCAGAAAGCGUCGCGGCCGCCUACGCCAACUCGCAGCGCCUGCUGGACAUGGCGUCGCACACCCUCACCGACGCUGCACGCGCUCAGCAUCAUGAGCGAGCUCAACGCCCUGCCGCUGGCUCACCAGAUCACCUGCAUCGCCGGCAAUUUGCUGUCUCGCACGCUGCUGGGCGGGCGUUCGGAGCGGAAUGAGUUCCUGCUGCUCCACGCGUUCCACCAACGCAACUUCAUCUGCCCCGACAAGACGUACAGCCGCAGGAACAGCGCGGCCGCCGAGGACGAAGAUGAAGAUGGCGAGCGGGGGAGGGGGAAGCGCAAGGCGGCCUACGCUGGAGGCCUCGUCCUGGAGCCCAAAGUCGGUACGUUGUUGCCGUCACGCACGGGUCUGUCCGCUGCUGGAUGAAUACGUGGGAC